AUGCCAUCAACCGCUCCACCCGCGCCAGCAAUACCCAGCGUCUAUCGCUUCGUCUUUUGCUGGCUCGAGCCCGUCUCCAUCCUCACAGGCGCCAUCUAUGCACACUUCUUCCAGUCCACCUACCUGCACUUGACGCAUGCAGCCAGCUCACCGGGCGUCUCGCUUCCCAUCUCAACAUCCAUAGUCAUGUCACAGUUAGCGAAUUUGUACCUAGGACUUGCUUUUCUGGAAGCCUCGGUCUUGCGCGCCACUCCAGACAUCAAAGUCUGGAAGACCUUCUUGGUCGGCUUACUUGUCGCCGACCUAGGACAUUUGCUCACUGUCCUGCCCCUCGGAACCCCCAUCUACUGGGCCUUUUGGCGGUGGAACGCCAUUGAUCUGGGGAACGUCCCGUUCGUUUAUUUCCUAGCCGUGACGCGCAUCUGCAUGCUCCUUGGCGUUGGCUUCCAGAAGGAAGGUGUGAGAUCAAGAUCGAAGAUGACAUGA
This is a messenger RNA of Alternaria arborescens, 486 nucleotides long. RefSeq lists its product as hypothetical. Bases 1 to 486 code for a protein of 161 amino acids. The record is from RefSeq and is a predicted model, not a curated record. The transcript has a single exon. NCBI's taxonomy places the organism in Eukaryota, Fungi, Ascomycota, Dothideomycetes, Pleosporales, Pleosporaceae.